ACUUAGGCUGCGUGUGUCUUCUGAUGCACAUGCGUUGACAGCAAGCCAGCUACCAAUCUGCUUGCUCCUCUCUCAGCGUGACCUUUCUCCGACGAACCCAUCUCCCCCACACCAUCUCCCAUCUCCACACUUACUCCAGUGUUCUCCUUUUCGAAAAUGAACUCCACUGUUCUCCAGAUCGCUUCUUAAUUUUGCCGGCAGUCGCACUCUCAGACAGGAUCCGCCGUCACACCCGCCUCUCCUCUCUACAGACUACAGGGCGGCUCGAUCGUUAGCUGCUCACUGAGCCAUGAAUACUAUGGAUCCAGUGGACGAAGUAGAGAUUUGGGCGCCCAUAUUGGCUGAUCCUCUUGAUUGGCCUCCAUCUUCUGAUAUUAUUCCUCUUCCAAGCCAGGUAGAAGAUUACUUCUAUGAUGUGUACAACAAUUAUGCCAUGAAAAUUGACAAAUUCGUAGAAGAGACCCAAGAUAAGACAUGGAGACACCGAUAUUUGGGAGAGCUCACUCCAACGGAAAAUUGGAGGCGUGGCCCAAGAGUUCGUCGCAAGAGGAAGAUAUUUUCACCAAAUUCGACCUACUUAGGCAAUAUGCCUUCGGGAAGCCAGGGUGGGAAAUGGAAAUGCAGAAAAAACAAUGACCAUUGGACACAAGGAGAAGUGAUUAAAUUGGUUGAUGGGGUUGAAACAUAUGGUGUUGGGCGAUGGACCAAGGUGAAGAGUCGUCACUUCCCAACAUCAUUUCGGGACCCGACACAUCUCAAGGAUAAGUGGAGAAAUCUACUGAGAGCUUGCGGGGUCCCGUCCAGCUCCAAAAGGAAGGCAAAGACACAAAAGAGGAUGUUCCGGUCACUAGAUUCAACAUUGAUCAAGCGGAUCCAAGAGUUAGCUACAAGUUGAAACUCUAAAUCCCAAACAGAGAAAGCCAUAGGGAGAAGAACAACUAGGAUUGGCAACGAACUGGUGGUUUAAGCUUUAUAUGUAAUAUAUGUUGUGAUAAUAUCAAAUCUAGAUUCUAAUAUCGCGAUGCAUAUAUUUUGUAAAAGAAAUCUAGAGAAUCA
This is a messenger RNA of Lolium perenne, 1056 nucleotides long. RefSeq lists its product as uncharacterized. The record is from RefSeq and is a predicted model, not a curated record. Lineage: Eukaryota; Viridiplantae; Streptophyta; Magnoliopsida; Poales; Poaceae.